AUGGAUGUAAUGACCGCUGUUGCUCCUAAAGAUAUUACGACUGCUGUUCCAACUGAUGACCGGAAAUUAAUGUCCAAUUCUGAAGCAAAGGCUUUAAAAAAUACUUGCAGUGUUCUUCUUUCACCUUUGUAUGCGCCGGUCGCAAAGUCCGUGCCUAACAAUCAAUUUCACCAUUUAGAAUCUGAUAAUUUGAUUUGGGAACCUCGUGCGACAAACAAUCCAACGGUCAUCUCGGAUGUCGCUUCUGAACAUUCUGAAAAAUCUACAAUUGAGCUCGAGAAGGAACAAAAGAAAGCCACUUUAUACAAAACUGAAAUGUGCCGUAAUUGGGAAGAACGUGGUUCAUGCCGGUUAAAUGGUACUUGUCCUUACGGUAAACGGUGUUGCUUCAUUCAUAAUGAUAAAAACCGCCUUCUUCUUUGCAAAAGAAGAAACAGUGCCGACAAUUUGAAAAAUUCGACCAAAAAUACCAAGUCCAAAGGUUUAAGCAAAGUUGGAAGUGAUCCUGCUCUUUAUGGCUCUUACGUUAAUGAUUCAACUUCUUCUGGAACUAUACAACCUGCACCUUCUUCAAAUUUAAAAGGUACUUCUCCUUCUUCAAGCACAGAAUCCCUUCGAGCUUUCACAGAUGCUUACUUUUCGGGUCCAUUGGCUCUUCCUGGAUCACUAUCAAAUGAUCCAAUUGUGAAUGGUGAAAUUUCCACCGUUCGUGAUGAAUCUCAUUCAGGUAGCAGCUCUUCUAUUAACGUUAAUACAACUCCAACGAAUACUCGGGAUGAGGGUGACGAUGAUGAAAUUAACGUUCCAUCUGGUUACGCUGAUAAACCUUUAUUAUUACGUGAAUUGUUAACUGAUGACAAAACACCGACUCUUUACGAUUAUAACUCGAUUCAACCUGAUUUAUACGAUCCAAAAUUGGAUCAAAAUGAUCAUGCACAAGCACGUCGAAGAGCAUCGACAACUUCAUGCCGAUUAGAGAAAGCAAAUGUUUCCAAUAAUACUUCUAGUGUUGUUGGUAAUUCUACUUUAAGGGAAAGGAGCGUUAGCAUGAGUGUUAGUGUUAAGCAGCCUACAAAUCUCGUAUCUGUUGUUGGCCAAAAUCGCGGAAGAAGGUUGGCAAUCUUUAGAAAUCUGGUUUAG
Messenger RNA from Dentiscutata erythropus, 1140 nucleotides. The record is from the annotation of a GenBank genome assembly. Lineage: Eukaryota; Fungi; Glomeromycota; Glomeromycetes; Diversisporales; Gigasporaceae.